AGUCUAGGAGAGCUUUCAGUCGCACACCACGCUUCGGUAACAGACAAACACACACUACACAACAUGUCUCUGGAACGUCAAGUUCGUGCUAAGCUCGCUUCCAAGCGUAACCCCGAGCAGGAGAGGGAAGCCCAAGAAUGGAUCGAAACGGUCCUUGGCGCUAAAUUCCCCCCCGGUGAAGCUUUCGAGGAUGUCCUCAAGGACGGCACUGUCCUCUGCCAGCUCGUUAAUAAGCUGAAGCCUGGCUCCGUCGCCAAGAUCAACACCUCUGGUGGACAAUUCAAGAUGAUGGAGAACAUUACAAACUUCCAGGCCGCUAUAAAAGCCUAUGGUGUCCCUGACAUAGAUGUUUUCCAGACCGUCGACCUUUGGGAAAAGAAGGACAUCGCUCAGGUCGUCAGCACACUUUUUGCUCUUGGUCGUGAGACCUACAGGCACCCCGAAUGGAGCGGCCCUUACCUUGGACCCAAGCCCGCUGAAGAGAGCAAGCGUGACUUCUCAGAGGAGGUGCUAAAGGCUGGCCAGACAGUGAUUGGCCUCCAGGCCGGUUCUAACAAAGGAGCUACUCAGGCUGGCCAGAACAUGGGCGCUGGUCGCAAAAUCCUGCUCGGCAAGUGAGCACUUCGCUUCAAUUCUGUUCCAAGUGAUAUUAUUUAUAAGAUUUGUGUACAAAACUGAGUAAUACGCGGACACUGCUGUGAACUAAAAAGUUUUUGGAAGAUCUAUCAAGCGUGGUAGUGCUACGUCUCAUGUUACAAGGAGACCAUAUGUAUCUACGUAGUGUGUAACUAUAUCUGUUUGUCUGCAACCCACUGUUCCAUGUAGCAAGAUGAUUUUGUACAUAAGUUUAGGAUAAGUUAUUAUAUUUAUUUCCAUUUUAUAAUUUCUUUUCUUUUUUAAUAAAACUUUAUAUUUGUAACCUAUACCCAUGACUUCAUUUUUGCCUCCUAGUGAUUUAUUCUAAACAAUUGUUUCUGCUACGGCACAAGUCUUU
Diatraea saccharalis (sugarcane borer) is the source of this 994-nucleotide messenger RNA. NCBI's taxonomy places the organism in Eukaryota, Metazoa, Arthropoda, Insecta, Lepidoptera, Crambidae. The record is from the annotation of a GenBank genome assembly.